CCUGUUGUGUGACAUCAUCGCUUUGUCACACAGAAACCUGCUGAGCCAAAAGGCCUUGAGCGGCAUGCUUGUCCAGCUCAGUGUAAAUUUAAAUAAAUAUGUUUGAACAAGCGGCAAAACACAAGUUAAUCAGUAAAAAGUCAGUAAGAAAUUGGUGGAAUUUUAGUAAAUGAGUGAGAGAGAAGGCACUAACGCCGAGGCAGUGACGUCACCGGUGGAAGGACUUCAUUUAUCUUCGCCUGUCUUAAACCGUCCAGGGAGCUCCGCGGUGAGACAUGCGCGGUCCCGCCAUGUUCCAGGAGGUGGAUGUCGGGUUCGAAGCGACGACGUGAACGUCACCCGGAGGAGGAGGAGGAGGAAAGUGGGGGGCGACGACGAGCUCGCUUCCAUGCGUACAUCUUCAUCAUGUCCAGGACUUUACGGAGAAUGGUCCACUUGGUGCUCUUCUGUCCUCUGUCCAAAGGCCUGCAGAGUCGCCUCCCAGCCAUCAAGGUCAAGUACCUCCUGCUGGCGUGGUUGGGCGUCCUGGUGGCCAGCUGGGUGCUCUACAUGCAGUACGCCUCCUACGCCGAGCUCUGCCGCGGACACGUCUGCCACGCUGCCAUCUGCAACCACUACAAGCGUGGUGUCAUCGCCGGCUCGUCCUGCAAGGCGCUGUGCGAGCAGAAGACGCUGACGCUGCAGCGCUGCAUGUCCACGUCGUCCAAACACCAGGUGUACGCUGGCCUGUGGAAGGAGCUUCCGGUCGUGAUCAAGUGUGGGAUCGAGGAUCGCGGGAAGGUCGACGGCGCUCCGGAUUCGCCGCUGCGACGGGAGAGGAGCUUGUUUGACAAACCAACGCGUGGAACCUCCAUGGACGAGUUCAAGGAGAUGAUGCUCGACUUCCUGAAGGCUAAUUUCGGAGAGCAGCCAUCUUUGAGCGCCCUCGUGGACAGAAUCAUUACCCUGGCGGACGUCAACCAGGACACAAAGCUGUCCCUCGCCGAGGCCAAGUCGAUCUGGGCCCUCCUCCACAUCAACGAGUUCCUCCUGAUGGUGGCGCUGCAGGAGAAGGAGCACACGCCCAAGCUGCUGGGCUUCUGCGGAGACUUGUACGUCACGGAGCCCCUGGGCCACACCGCCCUCUACAGGCUGGACACGCCCCCGUAUAUGCAGCCCCUGGUCCCGGGGGCCCUCGUCGCCAGCCUGAACCGCUGGCUGGCCCCCGCCUGGCCCCGCCGGGCGCGCAUUACCAUCGGUCUGCUGGAGUUCGUGGAGGAGGUCUUCCACGGGCCCUACGGCAGCUUCCUCAUCUGCGACGCCAGCCCGCGCCACGUGGGCUACAACGCCAAGUACGACUGCAAGAUGGCCGACCUGCGCGCCGUGGCCUCGGAGGCGACGGUGCGCGCGUACCUGAAGGGGCGGCGCUGCGAGACCAACGCCGACUGCACGUACGGCAGCGACUGCACGGCCACCUGCGACCGCCUGGUCAAGCAGUGCAACACGGACGUGGCGCGGCCCAACCUGGCCAAGGUGUGCGCGCUGCUGCAGGACUUCCUGCUCUUCGGAGCGCCGGCGGAUCUGCGGGGCGACCUGGAGAGGCAGCUGCGCACCUGCGUGACGCUCAGCGGACUGGCCAGCCAGAUGGAGGUGCACCACUCGCUGGUCCUCAACAACCUGAAGACGCUGCUGUGGAAGAAGAUCUCCAACACGCAGUACUCCUGAAAGCCACGCGGUGACGACGUCAGACUUUUUUUUCUAUCCUGUGCAGGAUCACGGAGGGGGUGGAGCCUAUACAAGCUGACCAAUGAGGAAGCGCCUUUAUAACCAUGUGAGUAAAACAAUAAAUGUCCUUUUUGCAACUGUGAAUAUCUACAAAGUGAAACUACUGACUUUGAUCCUAUACACUAGAACUUCUACAGUCCAAUACUUCAAGUCAUGCAAUUUUAACGUGCGUGGAAAAAAACCGCAUGUAAAAUGUCAAUUAAUGACUGCACUUGAUGACAUUUUACCAUGACCUCGUUCCUAGCCCCUUCCUGCUAUGUCGCCGAUAAGAAUAGAACAGCACAUUUCCCCUUCAUGGGUGACGUACUGGGUUCGAAUCCAGGUGGAAGUUGUGACAGCAAGGUUUGCUAAUUUACAGGGGUGUCCCUAUCUGAUUUGAUAUUAGUCUGAUAUCAGGGGGAAAAAAAUCAAGUAUGGAAUAAUAUCGGCUUGCACAGAAAAACACUGAUGCAACUCUGAUGUUUGUUAUUUAUCUAAAUGUUCCCCAAUUAACACACAAGGUUUGUCUUUUUGCUGCAGGCUACUAGGAGCUAACAGCUACACAACAGCUAAGCACACGAUAGCGUAGACAUAUGUAGUAAGUGUCCUGAGUUCGAAAUAUUGCAGUAAUGUUGAUAUAAACAUGUAUCAAAUAAUGA
Nerophis lumbriciformis (worm pipefish) is the source of this 2402-nucleotide messenger RNA. It is a transcript of the gene dipk1b, whose product is annotated as divergent protein kinase domain 1B. The record is from RefSeq and is a predicted model, not a curated record. NCBI's taxonomy places the organism in Eukaryota, Metazoa, Chordata, Actinopteri, Syngnathiformes, Syngnathidae.